AUGAGAUUUAGAUUACCAUUUAAAUACACAAGAGCACAGUUGGAAGUAUUCAGAUUUUCUUUUUGUCUAUUAGCUCCAAUUGCUGUGAUGUACUAUAUUGGUACAGAUACUGAUCGUAAAUUAAAUGUUCCUGGGUUUUGGCCAGAUCCAGAGAGUUUAAACAAAAUACCAAAAGAACCAUAUGAAAUUAAAGCUGAGUUAGCUAGAAUGAAAAAAGAAAAACUAGAAAAACGUUUAAAAUUAGAGAAACGGUUAGUAGAAGAAUUCAAUAUCGAUCUUGAAGCAGAGAAGGAGAAAGUUAGAAAAGAGUUAAGAAAUCAGAUAAGUAAAUGA
Molecule: messenger RNA, 333 nt
Organism: Arxiozyma heterogenica
Lineage: Eukaryota; Fungi; Ascomycota; Saccharomycetes; Saccharomycetales; Saccharomycetaceae
Gene: PET100
Product: Pet100p
Exons: 1
Coding region: 1-333 (110 amino acids)
Biological process (GO): mitochondrial respiratory chain complex IV assembly
Cellular component (GO): mitochondrial inner membrane; mitochondrion
Source: RefSeq, a predicted model, not a curated record